Molecule: messenger RNA, 1184 nt
Organism: Galdieria sulphuraria
Lineage: Eukaryota; Rhodophyta; Bangiophyceae; Galdieriales; Galdieriaceae
Product: V-type H+-transporting ATPase subunit c isoform 1
Exons: 10
Coding region: 13-1104 (363 amino acids)
Biological process (GO): proton transmembrane transport
Cellular component (GO): vacuolar proton-transporting V-type ATPase, V1 domain
Molecular function (GO): proton-transporting ATPase activity, rotational mechanism
Source: RefSeq, a predicted model, not a curated record
UCAUAAAAAGGUAUGGAGAGAACUUUUCCUCUCAAACAACAACUUUGUUCCUGUUAUCGAUUUUCUCUACCAAAGUUGCGAGUUGGAAAGUUGGAUACUUUGGUUGCACUUUCCGAUUCCUUACAAAAGGACGAUAUUGCAGUGGAAGCAACCCUAUGGAGAUUAUUGCGUCAGUACAAGGAAUGGAGUGACUCUAGUGUGUUUAUUCCCAAAGUAGAAGGACAGAACUUGUUGGAUUAUGUGGUUGGUUUUCGUUGGUCGGAAGAAAAGUUUGCCUCUUCAGAAUCACUUACGAACAUUGUACAGACUAUCUUGGAACAAGUACAUAGUUUUGAAGAGGAGUUGAAGAAAAGAACGACAGAUUAUGCACAACGCAAACAAAUAACAAGUGCUGAAGAACGAAAGACUUGGGGUUCUUUGAUGGUCAGGUCUUUAGAAGGCUUAGUUGAUCCUCAAAAGUGUAUCGAAACAGAACACCUUACUAGUGUCUUUUUCGUUGUUCCGAAAUAUAAUGAAAAGGAUUUUCUGGCUUCUUAUGAGAAACUUGCGUCAUUGAUUGUUCCAAGAAGUGCUCAACGUUGGUCUCAAGAUAAUGAUUGGGUGUUGUAUUCUAUUACUAUCUUUCGUUCUUGUAUAGAAGAAUUGAAAAAGAAUGCUCGAGAGAAACGUUAUACUAUAAGAGAAUAUUCACCCAAGAGUUCUUUGACUAGAAUCCAUUCUGAUCAUUCAGUAGAAGAGUCGUUGGAGUCUUUAAGAUUGCGCUGUUUGGAAUGGAUAACGACUGCCUUUUCAGAAACAGCCAUUGCUUGGACACAUUUAAAAGCUAUUCGAUUAUUUGUGGAAUCCGUUCUUCGAUUUGGUUUGCCAGUCAAUGUGGAAACCAUGUUAUUAUUACCUUAUCCCAAGACACAAAGCAAACUACUAAAGACUUUGGAUAAAAUAACCUCUCCAUGGAUAUCUGGCAAUCCUGAAUAUUUGCAUCAUCAAAAGUCUUCGUCUACUACUAGUGAUGAUCGUUAUGCUUCGUUAUUAGGAAUAUCCAUUCAAGAAGAACUUCAUCCUUUUGUAUUAUUGGAAUGGAAUAUAAUAGGAAAAGAAACUUGAAACAUUUAUGACAUUUGUUUUGCCAAUUCGUUCAUAUAAGCUAUAAUAACUUUGAUUCCUUCAAUGUAAUUGAGUCUAGU